AGCCCGCAAGUUUCUUAAUUACAGACCCCAGCUACAAAAUAAAGCAUUUGUUCUCUCCGUUUGGGAGCCAGACCUUCUGAUUAAUUUCUGUUUUAGGAAGGGGAAUGAAAUAUAUGCUUCUCAUCCAGGUGACUAAGAUGAUGACAAGCACUAUAUCUCCUUCAGAAUCAGCACAAGAAGUUGGAGCAGGAUUCCGUCCCAAGGAGAAGGAAUUGGUGAAUCAUUUUCUCAAGCUAAAAUUGCUUGGUCAUGAUCACCAAGUCCGUAGAAUCCCCGAACUUGACGUCUACAAGCGUGAGCCCUGGGAUUUACCCCAGUAUUCGGUAGCGAACUCGAGUGAUGAAGAAUGGUAUUUCUUUCAUCAUUGCCGUAGCGGACGGCCUAGCAGAACAACAAAAGUUGGAUAUUGGAAAAACACUAGUAGAAAACGCAAAAUUAGGGAGGAACAGGAAGAGAUUGGUACAAAAAGAAUUUACGUUUUCCAUAUAGGCCGUGCUCCUAGAGGGGAAAGAACAGGGUGGAUCAUCUAUGAAUACACUGCAGCUUUUAAUUUACCUAACCAGAGGGCUUUCGUUCUCUGUAAACUAUUUAAAAAACGUAUGCCGGUCACUGGUGAAGUUGAACUUAGUCGCAAAAUGGCUGCUUGUAAUCUUGAAAAUCAGAACUCUUAUCAGAAGACUAAUAAUUCAGCCUUCGAUGAAGGUGAAACAAGUCAGCUUAUGACCUAUGAAAAUCAAGCAACAGAUUUUGCAAUUCAAGAAGAGGUACAUUCUCAACCGACACCUCAUCUGGGACCGUUUUACGGCUGUAAUGAACAGAAUUACGACCUUAACUCUGCACUGAUUUCACCUAUGCAAGACUUUACUUGUGAUGAUCUUUGUAAUGAACAGAAUUACAACCUUAACUCUGCACUGAAUUCACCUAUGCAAGACUUUACUUGUGAUGAUCUUUGGGACUUCUCAGUUGAUGCCUGAAGUUUUCUUCUACGGGCUUGAACCUCGGUGUCAUUAACUUCCCAUUUCCCGGUUUAUUCUGAAGAGUAUAAUAUUACAACUACUGAACUUAACUGCAGCAUUUGAGGGCACUCAGUGACUUUAAUUCUACAGGAGACGCACAAUUCAGUUCCUUCCACCGCAUACUGAUCUGCCCAUGGAUCAUCAAUCCAUGAUAGGAGUAUGAGUUGAGAGUAAUGUUAUGAUUAGUCUAUAAAGAGUUCGUGUCUAAAAUGUUCAUGGCAACUGAAGCGUGUGUGCGUGUGCCAGUUGCCUUUUUAUUAUUUUUACUUGGAUGGAUUGUUAGUAAAGCAUGCAACCUAAUAGUUUGUCUAAACAAGCUAUAUUGCACCUCCAUAUCCUGAGUACUGAAUAUGUUGAAUUGAAGUUUCCUACUAGUUGUUUUCUACAUUUGAA
This is a messenger RNA of Hevea brasiliensis (rubber tree), 1409 nucleotides long. RefSeq names its product NAC domain-containing protein 62-like. The transcript is spliced from 5 exons. Gene Ontology annotation, biological process: regulation of DNA-templated transcription. The record is from RefSeq and is a predicted model, not a curated record. Gene Ontology annotation, molecular function: DNA binding. NCBI's taxonomy places the organism in Eukaryota, Viridiplantae, Streptophyta, Magnoliopsida, Malpighiales, Euphorbiaceae. The coding region runs from base 105 to 974 and encodes 289 amino acids.